UUAGGUGAACGCUAUAUAGCUUCAACAUAAUGCACGAAUUAAGAUGUGCAUAAUUAUUAUUCAUUAAUAAAUCCAUACUCAAAGAAAAAUUUGUAAAAGGAAAGCACGGAACAAAAAGCAGGAGGAAGAAGAAACGAAGAUAAGGAGGGAAAAGGAGAAAGAAGAAGAGGAAGUGGAGGAGAAGAAGAAAAGAAUAUAAAGGUAUACUGAAAGGAAGAAGAAAAAAGGAAACAGAAGAUGUGGCCGUCAGUGAUAACAUUAGCCUUGUAUCUGCUGCUCUCAUGGGCCGAGCUCCUCCCUGGUACGAUGGUCAUGGGAACAGCGCUGGCGACCUACCUCCUGCUUGGGGGCCACGUCACGCUCUGGCAGAUCUACUACACGCUGCCCAGGGAUCUGAGGGCCUCACAAAGAUUGGUUGUGUUCCAGCCCUGAUCAACUUCCACCUUCGCCAGGAGCCCCUCAAGCACUGCAUCCGUGUGGCCAAGCGCUGCAAGGCCAUUGUGGUUGGGGCUGAGCUGCAGGACGAGCUUGCCACAGUCCUGGACGAAGACGACCUCAAAGCUCUUCCCGUGUUUGUGUCAGGAAAGAGGGAUGCAGCGAUAAAGAUACCAGGUGGAAUAGAUGCAGAUGAAGGACUCAAAAACGCCUCAAGCCAAGUCCCCCCCCAGCUUGAGGCCGUAGGUUUUGUUGAUGACAUGGUCUAUAUCUACACCUCUGGCACGACCGGACUCCCCAAGGCAGCCGUCAUUAAACAUUCCAGGGGUGUCUUAGCUGUAGCAGCAGGCGUUUCGAUGAUAGGACUGGACUCCAAUGACAUCGUCUACUCCCCUCUUCCUCUCUAUCAUCUUGCAGCUGGUAUUUUAGGGUCCGGCAUGGCUCUGGUGUCAGGCAUCACGGUCGUCUUGCGGAAGAAGUUUUCUGCAUCUGGUUACUGGCCCGAUUGCAUAAAGUAUAAUGUGACGGCAGCACAGUAUAUUGGCGAGAUCUGCCGCUACCUGUACAACUUGCCUCCAAAGCCUGAAGAUACACAGCACAAUGUUCGAAUCAUGUUUGGCAAUGGCCUAAGGCCAACCCUGUGGGAUGAUUUCCAGAAACGUUUUGCCAUCCCAACAAUAAGCGAGUUCUAUGGAUCAACAGAGGGCAACGCUAAUAUCAUCAACAUUGAUGGCAGAAAGGGUGCGGUAGGCUUCGUGUCGGUGCUUUUCCCCAGUGUGUAUCCUGUGGCCCUCCUGAAGGUCGAUCAGGACACAGGAGAGAUCUUGAGAGGGCCCGAUGGACUAUGCAUAAGGUGCCAGCCAGGUGAAGCAGGAGAAUUUGUGGGUAAGAUCGUCCGAGGAGAUCCUGUGCGUGACUUCCAUGGCUACGCAGAUGAGACAGCCUCCAAGAAGAAGGUUGUGAGGGAUGUGUUUAGGAAAGGAGACGCCGCAUUUUUGUCAGGCGACAUCCUUGUGAUGGACGAGGAGGGCUACCUGUACUUCAAGGACCGUACAGGAGAUACAUACAGGUGGAAGGGAGAGAACGUGUCCACUGCGGAAGUGGAAUCCAUUGUGUCGGGCGCAGUCGGGAAUGCUGAUGUCGUGGUCUAUGGUGUUGAGGUUCCUGGUGCAGAAGGUCGUGCUGGCAUGGCUGCUGUUGAACGAAAGGAUGACCAAGACCUUGACCUGACCGCUCUCUAUGCAGCUCUUGAAAGCUCUCUUGCUGCAUACGCCCGGCCACU
Messenger RNA from Penaeus vannamei (Pacific white shrimp), 1717 nucleotides. NCBI's taxonomy places the organism in Eukaryota, Metazoa, Arthropoda, Malacostraca, Decapoda, Penaeidae. The record is from RefSeq and is a predicted model, not a curated record.